AGAGAGGAGCCGCGGACUGGAUCAGCUGUGCAUUUUAACCAAAGGGAAUGUAUUCUAGUCACUAGAAGGGGGUCAAUGCCAACGACUCCCCCGAGGCAAUGGGCUCGUGUGCAGGGGAGCCAACGUGAGAGCACGGUGUUACCAAAAUCUUUAUUUUUAAAACACUUUGGAGCUCAGAGACAUGUCUAAGGACAGCAUGAAGGAUCCAGGAUUCCAUUCCCCUAAGGAGAAUGGACAUGCAAUAACCUCGCCCUCCGACCCCCCGCUGUGUGCCACCAGCGAGCUCACACACACCUGGAUGCACGUCGCCAAAACCUUUGUGAUUAUUUUCCCUAUCUACGCAUUGGGAUAUUUCGAGUUCAGCUUCAGCUGGCUGUUGAUUGGACUUGUGAUCUUCUUCUGGUGGAGGAGGAACACUGGAGGGAAACACAGCCGGCUGAGGAGAGCUCUGGAUCUGUUCGAGGAGGAGGAGGAGAGGGGCUUCAAGCAGAGCAUCAACACCUCGGAUCUGCCUCCAUGGGUCCAUUUCCCAGACGUGGAGCGGGUAGAGUGGCUGAACAAGACGGUGAAGCAGAUGUGGCCGUACAUCUGCCAGUUUGUGGAGAAGCUGUUCCAUGAGACCAUCGAGCCCGCGGUGAAGGAGUCCAACGCUCACCUGAGCACCUUCUGCUUCAGCAAGAUCCACCUGGGAGACAAACCCCUCCGGGUCAACGGGGUCAAGGUUUACACGGAGAACGUUGAUCAGAGGCAGAUCAUCAUGGACCUGCAGAUCAGUUUCGUCGGCAACACAGAGAUUGACGUGGACAUCAAACGCUACUACUGCAAAGCCGGCAUCAAGAGCAUCCAGAUCCACGGCGUUCUAAGAGUGGUGAUGGAGCCGCUGCUGGGAGACAUGCCUCUCAUCGGAGCUCUUUCCGUGUUCUUUCUCAAGAAACCACUGGUGGACAUAAACUGGACCGGCCUCACCAAUAUUCUGGACAUUCCCGGGCUCAACGGCUUCUCUGACAACCUCAUUCAAGACAUUAUCUACAGCUAUCUGGUUUUACCCAAUCGGAUCACCAUCCCACUGGUGGGGGACGUGGAGUUGGCCCAACUGCGCUUCCCCAUGCCAAAGGGAGUCCUGAGGAUCCACUUCCUGGAGGCUCAGGACCUGGAGGGGAAGGACACGUUUCUGGGGGGGCUAAUCAAGGGCAAGUCCGACCCGUACGGCAUCCUGCAGAUCGGGAACCAGCUGUUCCAGAGCAAGGCGGUGAAAGAGAGCCUCCACCCCAAGUGGAACGAGGUUUACGAGGCUCUGGUGUACGAGCACUCGGGGCAACACCUGGAGAUCGAGCUGUUUGACGAGGACCCUGACAAGGAUGAUUUCCUGGGGAGCCUGAUGAUCGAUAUGACGGAGCUGCACAAAGAGCAGAAGGUCGAUGAGUGGUUCGACCUGGAGGAAGCUCCCACUGGGAAACUCCACUUAAAGCUGGAGUGGCUGUCUCUGCUCCCCACACCUGAGAAGCUGGAUAAGGUGCUCCGAAGUGUGCGUGCAGACCGGAGCCUGGCCAAUGACGGGCUGUCAUCAGCGCUGCUCGUCGUAUAUCUGGACUCAGCGAAGAACCUGCCUAGCGUCUUCUCAGGCAGCUUAGGCUGCGGGAACUUGAGUGAGAGAAGAGCGUCGGGGCUAGUCUUUUGUGAGAGCAGUACCUCCGAGUAUAGAACCAUAUUUUCUGCAAAGAAGAGUAGCAGCGAGCCCAGUCCGUAUGUCCAGUUCACUGUGGGACACAAAACACUGGAGAGCAAGGUCCGCUAUAAGUCCAAGGAGCCUCUGUGGGAGGACUGCUUCUCCUUCUUCGUCCACAACCCGAAGAGGCAGGAGCUGGAGCUGGAGGUGAAAGAUGACAAGCACAAGUGCACCCUGGGUAAUCUGACGGUGCCUCUGAGCAGCCUGCUAACGGAGGACGACAUGACGCUGACUCAGAGCUUUACGCUCAAGAACUCCGGGCCCAGCUCCAUCAUCAAACUCAAGAUGGCUCUGAGGAUCCUUUCCAUGGAGAAGCAGGUGUCCUCCGAUCAGCCGUCCUCCGUCCAGGUAAGGAAGACCAGCAUCCCUCAGCCCAGCAAACCCUCCAAGCCGACGCCGUCCCCGAGACGCUCCGCCUCACAUUCCCAGUUGUCCCCGCCCACGCCUCCUCCGCCUCCCAUCAGCAUCUCCACCCUGACGCUGCAGCACCGCGACGGGGAGCCGUACUCCGCCAGCCCUCUGCGGAGCUCCAACAACCUGUGCAUGUCCGGCUCCCAGAGACACCUGUCGCACAAGGAGUCCACGCCCAGCCUCGCCUCCGACAUCUCCCUGCCCUUCGCCACGCUGGAGCUGCAGCAGAGGCUGAGACAGCUACAGAAUGGCUCGGCGCCCGGCCAGUUCCCGCUGGGUGAAGUCCAGCUGACGGUCCGACACAGCUCCCAGAGGAACAAGCUCAUCGUGGUGCUGCACGCCUGCCGUAACCUGAUCGCCUUCACCAAAGACGGCUCUGAUCCCUUCAUCCGCCUCUAUCUGCUGCCCGACAAGAGCCGGACGGGCCGGAGGAAGACGAGCACGAUGAAGAGGACCCUUAACCCUGUUUACGAUCAAACGUUUGAGUUUAGUGUAUCUAUGGUGGAGCUGCAUAGGAGGACUCUGGAUGUAGCCGUGAAGAACGGAGGCAGCAUCCUGUCCAAACACAAAGGCUUUCUGGGAAAGGUGCUUGUAGAUUUAAGUGGGGAGGAUAUAUCUAAAGGGUGGACGCAAUGGUAUGACCUGAGUGAGGACGGCGCGUCGUCUCAAAGCUUAAGAAGUCUCCACGACCCCUCCCUCACAUGAUGGACUGUCCCGUUCUGCUGUAAUAUAGACUUCUUGUUGAUAUAAGGGCACAUGUUUUUAUUUAUGUACUUUUUUCAAUUUGGACAGCAUGCAAAACAUUUCCCCUCACGUUUUCAUUGCAAACCCACUGACUGCCUUCAGUGUUUCAUGUAAAUAUGAAGUCCAUGAAAUAAUGAUUUGUGGCAUUAUAUUGAAAUAUGUCAACACGGUGAUUGCCGUCCAUCCCAUUUGUUCAUUCUGUUUGGGAACUCGUACCAAAGGAACAGAAACUAUCGUAGCGAUCUUGACUUUGAUAUUUUCUUCUGUCAUGCAGUGUUAUUUGAUUGUUUACCUCUUAUCGUACGGAGGCUAAAACGGCGCGUUGGCACCUGUCUGCCUCCGUAUUGUUGUUAUUUAUGCUUGAUUAUAAACAUGGAAUGCACAUAUGCAAAGAAUAAAAUCAUUGCACUGUAUAUUUUACGAGGAUGUUGCUGAAGGGGGGGGGGAUUUUAGGGCUAUGAACAAGUGCUGUGUGAAAUGAAGGAUGCUUGAAUCAGUGUUUGAUGUGAGCCGCAGUUUUUAGAGACAGAAGAUGAAGAGAGAACUCAGAGGUUGAGAGGUUUGUACCGCUGGACGUUUUGAAUACCUGUUAUCGAUCCUGUGCCUUAAAGAAACCCGCUGUGUAAUUCUUUGCCUUCUUAACGUUGUUGUUAUUUGGAAUGAAAAGAUGCCUCGGGGGGUUUUGAGGAAUAAAUGUUUUCUCUUG
Molecule: messenger RNA, 3587 nt
Organism: Eleginops maclovinus (Patagonian blennie)
Lineage: Eukaryota; Metazoa; Chordata; Actinopteri; Perciformes; Eleginopidae
Gene: esyt2b
Product: extended synaptotagmin-like protein 2b
Exons: 23
Coding region: 182-2842 (886 amino acids)
Biological process (GO): lipid transport
Cellular component (GO): extrinsic component of cytoplasmic side of plasma membrane; endoplasmic reticulum membrane
Molecular function (GO): phosphatidylethanolamine binding; calcium ion binding; phosphatidylcholine binding
Source: RefSeq, a predicted model, not a curated record